AUGGCCUCCCAGCCUGAAGAGCACAAGAAGAAGGUCAACUUGACCGACGCUUCUGGUGCUGAUGUCAAACAUGAGGAUGAUACCGCGACCGCAAUUCUCAAAAAGAAGAAGAAGCCCAACCAGCUGAUGGUCACCGAUGCCGUCAACGAUGACAACAGCAUCAUUGCCUUGUCCGAAGCUACAAUGGACGCUCUGCAAUUAUUCAGAGGUGACACAGUUCUGGUCCGAGGCAAGAAGAGAAAGGAUACCGUUCUUAUCGUCCUGGCCGAUGAGGAGCUCGAUGACGGAAGUGCCCGCAUCAACCGAGUCGUUCGCCACAACCUCCGAGUCAAGCACGGUGAUAUGAUCACCAUUCUUCCUUGCCCUGAUAUUAAAUACGCCAAGAGAAUCGCUGUCCUGCCCAUCGCGGAUACCGUCGAGGGUAUCACUGGCUCUCUCUUCGACGUUUUCCUCGCCCCUUACUUCCGUGAGGCUUACCGACCAGUCCGCCAAGGCGACCUCUUCAUAGUACGUGGUGGUAUGCGGCAGGUGGAGUUCAAGGUGGUAGAAGUCGACCCUCCGGAGUACGGUAUUGUCGCGCAAGACACAGUAAUUCACUGCGAGGGAGAUCCCAUCGAGCGAGAUGAAGAGGAAAACAACUUGAACGAGGUUGGUUAUGACGACAUUGGUGGCUGCCGCAAGCAGAUGGCUCAGAUCCGAGAAAUGGUUGAGCUGCCUCUUCGUCACCCUCAGCUGUUCAAGUCUAUUGGUAUCAAGCCUCCUCGAGGUGUCCUGCUGUAUGGUCCUCCCGGUACCGGUAAGACACUCAUGGCUCGUGCUGUUGCCAACGAGACUGGCGCCUUCUUCUUCCUCAUCAAUGGUCCCGAGAUCAUGUCCAAGAUGGCUGGUGAAUCCGAAUCCAACCUGCGAAAGGCCUUUGAGGAAGCCGAGAAGAACUCCCCGGCCAUCAUCUUCAUCGACGAAAUCGACUCAAUUGCACCCAAGCGAGAGAAGACCAAUGGUGAAGUCGAGCGCCGCGUCGUCUCCCAGCUUCUCACUCUCAUGGACGGCAUGAAGGCCCGAUCCAACGUUGUCGUCAUGGCCGCCACCAACAGACCAAACUCGAUUGACCCCGCCCUCCGACGAUUCGGCCGUUUCGAUCGUGAGGUCGACAUUGGUGUCCCUGACCCAACUGGUCGUCUUGAGAUUCUGCAAAUCCACACCAAGAACAUGAAGCUCGGCGAUGACGUUGAUCUUGAGCAGAUUGCCGCCGAGACCCACGGUUACGUCGGUUCUGAUGUGGCUGCCCUCUGUUCCGAAGCUGCCAUGCAGCAGAUCCGUGAGAAGAUGGAUCUGAUUGAUCUCGAUGAGGAUACCAUUGACGCUGAAGUCCUCGACUCUCUUGGUGUCACCAUGGAGAACUUCCGCUUUGCCCUUGGAGUUUCCAACCCCUCUGCUUUGCGCGAAGUUGCUGUUGUGGAGGUUCCCAACGUUCGCUGGGAGGACAUUGGUGGUCUUGAGGCCGUCAAGCAGGAUCUCCGAGAACAGGUCCAGUACCCCGUCGACCAUCCCGAGAAGUUCCUCAAGUUUGGUCUUUCUCCCUCUCGAGGUGUCUUGUUCUAUGGUCCUCCUGGUACUGGUAAAACUAUGUUGGCUAAGGCUGUUGCCAACGAGUGCGCCGCCAACUUUAUCUCUGUCAAAGGACCCGAAUUGCUCAGCAUGUGGUUUGGUGAAUCGGAGAGCAAUAUCCGUGACAUCUUCGACAAGGCUCGUGCCGCUGCUCCUUGCAUUGUCUUCCUUGAUGAGUUAGAUUCCAUUGCCAAGGCAAGAGGUGGCUCCGUUGGCGAUGCCGGUGGUGCUUCCGACCGUGUUGUUAACCAGCUUUUGACGGAAAUGGAUGGUAUGACUUCCAAGAAGAAUGUUUUCGUCAUUGGUGCUACCAACAGACCUGAGCAGCUUGACCCUGCUCUGUGCCGUCCUGGACGUCUCGACUCCCUCAUCUAUGUGCCCUUGCCUGAUGAGCCUGGCCGUCUGAGCAUUCUUAAGGCUCAGCUGCGCAAGACCCCCAUGUCGUCUGACAUUGAUCUGGGAUACAUUGCCAGCAAGACCAACGGUUUCUCUGGUGCCGAUCUUGGAUUCAUCACUCAGCGUGCUGUCAAGAUUGCCAUCAAGGAGGCCAUUUCCGCCGACAUCGAGCGCACCAAGGCUCGGGAGGCUGCUGGUGACGAGAUGGACAUGGAUGAGGACAGCGAAGACCCUGUUCCUGAACUGACCAAGGCUCACUUUGAGGAAGCUAUGCAAAUGGCCCGCAAGUCUGUCAGCGAUGUUGAGAUUCGGCGGUACGAGGCCUUCGCCCAGCAAAUGAAGAAUGCUGGACCUGGUGCUUUCUUCAAGUUCCCGGAGGGCGGUGCUGACGGCCAGGCCUCUGGCAACGACGGCAACGGCUUCGGUGAUGCUGGCAAUGAUGAUGAUCUCUACGACUAA
Pochonia chlamydosporia 170 is the source of this 2463-nucleotide messenger RNA. Its product is annotated as cell division cycle protein 48. Gene Ontology annotation, biological process: mitotic spindle disassembly; retrograde protein transport, ER to cytosol; autophagosome maturation. NCBI's taxonomy places the organism in Eukaryota, Fungi, Ascomycota, Sordariomycetes, Hypocreales, Clavicipitaceae. Gene Ontology annotation, molecular function: ATP hydrolysis activity; ATP binding; polyubiquitin modification-dependent protein binding. The coding region runs from base 1 to 2463 and encodes 820 amino acids. The transcript is spliced from 6 exons. Gene Ontology annotation, cellular component: cytosol; VCP-NPL4-UFD1 AAA ATPase complex; nucleus. The record is from RefSeq and is a predicted model, not a curated record.